ACACCGAAAAUCUUCCCCAGCACUUUAGAACGGGGACCCUGUCUGUGUUAAAGAAGAAGUGGGAGAAGCCAGCAGCCGGAGCAGAGCCGCACACAGACUCACUGCCACACAGGAGCAGCGAGGUUAGGCACAGAGUGGACCACCCUCCUGCUGAAGUGACAGACAGCUCUGCUACUGGAACCAGGGCCAACCUCGAAGAUCUAACCCAGCCCAAACCUAGAUUUGGAUCACGUCUGGAAGCCGUUGCUCAGUGUCAGUAUCCCCCCACCGAAGACAGUGAGGAUCCGAAAGCCCAGGCACCAGAAAUUAAAAAAAUGGAAAAUUGUCUGGGAGAUUCCAGGCAUGAAGUGGAGAGAUCAGAAAUGUGUGAAAACACAGACGCUUCAGGCAAAAUAGAGAAAUACAAUGUUCCGAUGAACCAGCUUAAGAUGAUGUUUGAGAAAGGUGAACCAACUCAAACCAAGAAUCUUUGGUCCCAAAGCCGAAACGCAGAUGGACGGAGAAUCUCUGAAAACAGCUAUUCUCUGGAUGACUUGGAAAUAGGCCCAGGUCAUUUGUCAUCCUCAGCCUUCAACUCGGAGAAACAUGAGAGUAAGAGAAGUCUGGAGCUGCCACGCCUCUCAGAAACCUCCAUAAAGGAUCGAAUGGCCAAGUACCAGGCAGCUGUGUCCAAGCAGAGUAGUUCAAGCAGCUACAUGAAUGAGUUGAAAACCAGUGGUGGUGAAAUCAAAGCUCAUAAAUUGGAGCAAAAGGAGAAGGUGUCCCCCGGUCCUGAGGUCUGCGUCUCCCAUCAGGAGGGAGAAAAGGCUUCUUCAACUGAGAAUAGCCUGGCAGCCUACUCUAACCCUGCUGAAGAUGACUCUUCAGGUAACCACCAGGUGAAGCAUGAAGCCCAGCAGUCUGUGUACGUCAAGCCACUGAGUCCUGACACCAGAGCUGCCAGUCUUCCUGAAAAUUCUCCUUCCAAACCAAUGAAGAAGUUUCAGGCACCUGCAAAAGAGACGUGUGUGGAAUGCCAGAAGACUGUCUACCCCAUGGAACGCCUCUUGGCCAACCAGCAGGUGUUUCACGUCAGCUGCUUUCGUUGCUCCUACUGCAACAACAAACUUAGUCUAGGAACAUAUGCAUCUUUACAUGGGAGAAUUUAUUGCAAGCCUCACUUCAAUCAGCUCUUUAAGUCCAAAGGCAACUAUGAUGAAGGCUUUGGGCAUAGACCACACAAAGAUCUAUGGGCAAACAAAAGUGAAAAUGAAGAGACUUUGGAGAGACCAGCCCAGCCUCCAAACGCAGGGGACACGUCUCGUAGCCCAGGGGUAGAAGACGCCCCCAUUGCUAAGGUGGGCUUGCUGGCUGCAAGUAUGGAAGCCAAGGCCUCCUCUCAGCGGGAGAAGGAGGACAAACCGGCUGAAACCAAGAAGCUGAAGAUCGCCUGGCCACCCCCAACUGAACUCAGCAGUUCAGGAAGUGCCUUGGAGGAAGGGCUCAAAGUAUCUAAGCCCAAGUGGCCUCCCGAGGAUGAAAUCAGCAAAGCCACAGAAGAAGUGGAUCUGGAUCUGAAGAAGCUAAGGCGAUCUUCGUCUCUGAAGGAACGGAGCCGCCCGUUCACUGUGGCGGCAUCGCUUCGAACCUCUUCUGUCAAGAGCCCCAAAACAUUGUCCCCACUGAUCAAGAAAGGUUGGAGCAUGUCAGAGCAGAGUGAGUUUGCAGGGGGGAUGAUGACAGAAGGGAGACAGGUGGAAGACGCCAAGGUCUCUGGGAAGAAUGGGAAUGUGGGAAAAACAAGCUGGCCAUUGGAAGAACUGGAGGGAGAAGAGGCUGGGGGAAGGGGCAGGGGCAUUCACAGUCUGCAGCUGGGGAGUGGGCAUCGCAUAGGAAAUGGUGCAAGCACAGACGAAAAUGACAGUGACUCCCUCCAACAGCAGUCUCCACUUGAACCCAGGUCUCCAAAUUGGUCCAGCUUUGUAGACAACACGGCCACUAAAGAAUUUACUCUGCAGAAUCAGAAAUCCCAGGAUGUUGGCUUCUGGGAGGGAGAAAUGGUCAAAGAGCUGUCUGUGGAAGAACAGAUAAAAAGAAACAGGUAUUAUGACGAGGAAGAAGAUGAAGAAUGAUGUAUUGCAGCGGUGCUGGGCCUUAAAUUCACAUUAGUGCUAGUGACCCACUGCCCUUUAUCAAAGGGGUGCGUAGAAACAAAUAUCUUGGCAUGAACUGUCAUUUAUGUGGAAGCAACUUUGGAAAUGAAUUCCUGCUACCAAAACAAAACAAAAGUAAAACAUACUGCAGCUGAACUGAACUAAUUCUAACUGCUGGAGGUAAAGUUUUUUAAAUCCUCCACUUUGCUAAGCAGGGGGAUUUUCCUGCUGGUGCCAUCCAGAUUCCAUUACAUUCCCAAAGGCAAUAUUAAAGGAGCUAGGUAAUUAGGAGCACAGUUUUUACACUACAAAUAACAAUUCUGGAAUUAAGGAACACACAGAAUGAAUUUAGGGGUUAUCUAUUGUGACUGGAAGCACUUUAGUAUAAAGCGCACAGUUUGUAUAUUUUUAAAUGAAUACCAAUUUAAUUUUUUAGUACUCAUUUGUUGAGAUCAAAUAUUUAGUCUUUUAAAACUUUUUGAUCAGUUCUUACUCUGGUAUAUAUGGGAAAUUUAUUACUCUGCAUUCUGCUCUCUUGUAUUUGGGCCAGCAAGAUGGCUCAGUGGGUAGAGGCACUUGCUGGGCAUGCCUGACCACCUAUGUUGGAUUCCUGGAGCCCGUGUAAAGGCAGAAAGAGAGAACUAACUCUACAAAGUUGUCCUCUGACUUCCACACCUGUGCCAUUGCACACACACCUAUGUAUACAUCAUAAAUAUCAUUAUAAUUUUUUU
Molecule: messenger RNA, 2863 nt
Organism: Nannospalax galili (Upper Galilee mountains blind mole rat)
Lineage: Eukaryota; Metazoa; Chordata; Mammalia; Rodentia; Spalacidae
Gene: Lima1
Product: LIM domain and actin binding 1
Exons: 8
Coding region: 315-2111 (598 amino acids)
Biological process (GO): actin filament bundle assembly
Cellular component (GO): actin cytoskeleton; plasma membrane
Molecular function (GO): actin filament binding
Source: RefSeq, a predicted model, not a curated record